AUGGCGGAUAAGAGCUCGCCCGAAGAUGAGACGAAGAAGGAGAAGGAGAAACAGGGCGUUGCGGAUCCAGAUUUCUUCUGCUGCAUCCUUCAGCCUUCCCCUCCCAACUCCGAUCCCAAUUACAUUGGAAUUCGUCGCCUUCUUCUCCAUAGGAAGGCCCAAUCUGGUGCUCUUCGCCGCAAGGAUUGGAGAUGCAAUGGAAAAGGUUAUGUGGCCUACCGCAAUUAUAUUAGCAGGCAAAGGAACUGGGAAAGUAGCCACCCAAGCAGUCCUGGAAAUAGUGGGCGGUGGAUAUCAUCUCCAGGUCCACUCUCCCUUUAUGAGAUGGACAGCUGGAGUGCUAGCAGGGACCCACGAAGUGACAGUGCAGCUUUGAGUCAUAGUCCCAGCUUUGGCUCCAAUGCAAGUGAUGUUGAUCACCCACGUAAAAGAGCUGAACCUGGGUAUUCCUUUGUGGGGAUGCAUUGCGUCUUUGACCAAUGCAAAGCCAUGGUCACAGUUGUGAAGUUUGGUCAUAUGAGUUCUGAUCUACUUGCAUAUGGGGCAUCAGAUGGCACCUUGACAGUUUGCACUGUCUCCCAGCCUCAUUCAGUUAUCAAGCAAUUAGUAGGGCAUUCAAAAGAUGUCACAGAUUUCGACUUCACUUCCAACAAUCAAUAUAUUGCAUCCUCUUCAAAGGAUAAAACUGUGAGAAUAUGGGAGGUAUCUAGAGGCCUUUGCAUCCGGGUGAUAUAUGGAACUUCUCCUCAAUUUUCUAUUCGAUUUCAUCCUGUAAAUAACAACUUCCUUUCUGUUGGCAAUGCAAAUGAAAUCACUGUGUUCAAUUUCAGCACUGGGAGAAUAAUUAAUAAAAUAGUCUUUGGAAAUGAAGUUACUGCUCUGGACCAUGAUCACACUGGUCAACUUAUUUUCUGUGGUGAUGCUCAGGGAUGUAUAUACACAGUUUCUAUGGACUCUCACACAGGCUCAUUAUCUCGGUCCCAUCGUAAUCGAUCUGGCAGCAAACGCAAAUCUCCAGUAACAACUGUGCAGUACAGAACAUUUUCGCUGCUAGCUCAGGGACCUGUGUUGCUGACAUUUACACAAGAUGGAAGUCUAUCUUUCUUUAGUGUUUCACUGGAGAUACAAGGUUAUUUGACACUCCGUUGCUCGCUAAAACUGGUCCCGCGGAUACACAGCAUCCGAGCUUCCUUCUGCCCUCUGCUGUCCCUUGAAAAAGGAGAAUACAUAGUUGUUGGAAGCGAGGAUUCAUGUGUCUAUUUCUAUGACUUAACUCGGCCGAAGCAUGCAUGUGUAAACAAGCUACAGGGACAUAGUUACCCCGCUAUAGGUAUUGCUUGGAACCAUGGAGAGAACUUGUUGGCUUCUUCUGAUUUUGGCGGCACUGUUAUUGUUUGGAAGAGAGCAAAGACCACUUAAUCAUGUUCAGAGGUUGUGAUGUGAAAUACUAUUUAAGAAAUGUCGCCCAAUAUCUGUUCAGGCUGAGGAUCUGUUUAUGCAGGCGUUUGUUUUGGAACACCGUUACCGUAUCAUUGUUCGGACACUUGUACUGUUGGAAAUUAGUAGAAUUAGAUCUGCCCUGCUUAGACAAAUUCGGUAAGCAUAUUAAAAAUGUGAAGCACAGGAGGACCGUACACGAAUGAUAUUGUAAUAUGUACAAGAGACCAAUUUAUUUGUGCAGUUGAGUUGUUUGAAGCUCUAUAUAGAUUGAUGCAA
This is a messenger RNA of Diospyros lotus (date-plum), 1716 nucleotides long. RefSeq lists its product as uncharacterized. The record is from RefSeq and is a predicted model, not a curated record. Gene Ontology annotation, molecular function: promoter-specific chromatin binding; protein binding. Gene Ontology annotation, cellular component: nucleus. The transcript is spliced from 13 exons. Bases 1 to 1419 code for a protein of 472 amino acids. Lineage: Eukaryota; Viridiplantae; Streptophyta; Magnoliopsida; Ericales; Ebenaceae.